UGUCAUCAUUCACAAGUGUUGGAAGGCCGCAAUGUUGUGAAUUUUUUAUUUUGAUUUUAUUAUUUCUAUUUACAUUCUUUUUUUCUCUGUUUUAUUAAUAACAGCAAAUUCGUGACUAACAGUAAAAUUUACUUUAGAUCAUCGCUUUCAGAACUUUAUUGACUUAUAUCCUUAGUAAUAGAAAAUAUGUGUCGCGCAUAACGGAAGCAUUUUUUCCAAACAUUCUUUUUCCAUAAAUGUAUAACGUAACGCUAGUUUCGUGAUGUUUUUACUAAUUGGCCCCGGUUAAUGUCAGAGGAUGCCUUUCAAGUUGAAGUUGAAGAAGACGCGACAAUAUAACGUUGCAUCUAAAAGUUUGUUUGUAAUAAGUGUUGAGCUACUCGAUGGGGGUGUUGCAGAUUGUACCCUGUCUGUGGACAGCACAGGACAAGAGUGUCUGGACAACGUGUGCCAAAGACAGGCAAUAAAUCAGCCAGAAUUCUUUGGUUUGCGUUACGUAAACCGCAGUCAGCAGCCGCGAUGGGUUCAACUAGACAGGCCUCUCAAGCGGCAGCUAGAGAAGUACUCCUCGGCCCACCAGCUUUACUUGCGUGUCAUGUACUAUGUGAUAUCUGGUACAAGCCUUAUAACCGAUGAAGUAACAAGGUACCAUUACUUCUUACAAUUGAAAAAUGACCUAGUAGAGGGCAGGAUCAUUUGUGAUUGUCAGCAAGCAGUGGUUUUGGCGUCUUAUAGCAGACAAGCUGAAUAUGGGAAUCAUGACCGUGAAAGGCAUACUGUGGAAUAUUUAAAGAAUUUGCUCACAUUUCCUAAGCAAAUGUUAGAAAAUGGCCAGAUUAUAGACAGUAGUAGUUUAGCAGAAACAGGUCGUCUGGAGUGGUUAACUGCUGCUGUAAUACAACAUCAUAUGUCUUUACAUAAUAUGCCACAGGCUCAGGCAGAAGAAGGGUUCAUAACAACAUGCCAGCAAUUACGAGGAUAUGGACAAGAAAUGUUUGUUGCCAAGGACCAGCGGGACCAGAGUGAAGUGACUAUCGCCAUUUCACUCACUGGAAUAAGAGUACUAACGGAUACCAGUGAUACGCCACACUUUUAUAGGUGGAUGGACAUCACCAAUGUGAUAAACCACAAACGCACAUUUAGUAUAGAGUGCCAGAAGCAAGGCGAGUCCGCCUCAUUCGCCUUACCAUCACCAGAGGAUGGAAAGUACGUGUGGCGUAUGUGCGUACACCAACAUACGUUCUACAUGCGACACCAAGCUGCCCUCAGUGCUCCCAGAGACGAGCACCGACCUAAGUUUCAGGAGCAUGGUCUGUCGGAGAGUCGUGAAGAGUUGGAUGUGCGAGAGGUGGGCAGUACGUCCCACCUUGAACCGCUGAGCGCCGCACAUCGGGCUCACUCUACAUCGUGUCUUGAACUCGCUGAGAAUCGUCCGCAGCCCAGGAACAGGGCUUUGUUACCAUCUUACCGUCCCGCACCGGACUAUGAGACAGCCGUACAACAAAAGUAUCAACAACAACGAGCCGAGGCUCAGCUCCGAUACCAGAACCACCACACCCACUCCCAACUCCUCAGCACCAGCGCCCAGCCUUUGGUUUAUGGCUCCCAUCCCGACAUUCAUAGAGUCCACUAUCCUGACGUGACACGACACACGGGACCCGUCAAUCCGCCACCCGCGGAAGAUUAUGCUUACGGCAUAAAAUAUCUCGCCAAUUACCCCAUCGCCCUCAAUCCUAACGUACAAGCAGACCACGCUCUGCACUAUGUCAAUGUCUACAAACCACCUCCUCCUUACCCUUCCAACGGCUUAGCGUCAAACUCUACCCCUGACCUAGCCGUCGCCAGCCAAGCCCUGAACUACCACCGGGGAUACAUCAACUCCCACGUGUCUGGCUCUAGUCCCGAUCUAGUCUCCACGAGAACAGCCCUCAAUAGGCAGUAUCUCGGAUACGUUAAUCCCGGACACGUCCUCGGCUACGGCCGCCCGAACAUACUUCCAGCCACACACGGGACCUACAACAACCUUCCUUCGGUUUUAGACCCCAAUCCUCACAUCAUAAUGGACCCACACCACAUCUCCGAUAACAUACAGAAGGUAUACGACGAGAGAGGCAACAUAAUGUACUCCAUGCCUAUGAGACGGAUAUCCUAUCAGACGCAUCUGGUCUUACCGCACAAACACAGCGAAACACAAGAACCGAUAUAUGAAAACGUGCCUCUGCCGUGGCAGAGCGAACAAAAGAUCCGCGAACGAGCACAAAGCUUAACCACAACAGAUGAAAUCAGCCGUUUAAACGAGAAAAACAGCAGUCACCCUGCGAUAAAUAACUACAACAACGUCAACUUAACACCCAAAAUUGACGACAGCCAUUAUGUUAACGCACAUAUCAUUAAAGGUGUGCGAGAAUCGAGUCUGCCCAAAGAUCUGAAUGUCUCCAGUCCAUCGAUUAACAAAGACAUCGAUAACGCUAUAAAUAUUGAUAAGUUGUCGAUAAAAACAGAUGAAAAGGAUUAUGACGAGACACCUUAUCAGAGUCUGUCGACGCAUAAAAUAUCGAAUAACAACACGAUUAGCAAAUCGGUGGAUAACAUUACAUCGAUAAGUAUCCCUGAUAUCAGAGUUGAUACAUCGCAAACGGACAGUGCUCUAUCGAGUUCGGUGAUGAACUCGACUUACAGCACUAGUGUCGAGCUGGACGGCAGUAAGAAUAGUAAUAAAGAAAAGAAGAGACGAAGGUGGGGAAUGUUUAUGGGGCGUGGGAAUAAAGCAGAAGUAAAGAGCGCUACGCUGGGUCGGGAUAGGGCUAAAACGGGCCAGCAGGCAAACAAACAUCGCUGGUCCACUGGCCUACCGAAAACUCAACCGUUGCCACCGGGUAUUACCAAAGAAACAUUGUGCCAAUUGCUAGAACGUAAAAUGUGUGAUGAUCAGUUAUCGUUCGCGUUCGAACAAAUACCUAAAGGCCGUGAGGUGCAGGGAGAAUAUAAGACGGCGUUGUUAGCGCAAUACGCGUCUUAUAAUAACGGGGACUCCUUGCCCUACGAAGAUAACAGAGUGCGACUACAUCCCACAGCUGAAAACCCACACGGGUAUAUCAACGCUUCCCAUGUUACUAUGACAGUUGGUAACUCCCAGCGAUUCUACGUAGUAGCUCAAUCCGGAGGCUCGGAACAGGCUGCACUCGUAUGGGAGUGUGUGUGGCAAGUUGGGGCUCGUCUCCUUGCCAAUGUCGAUGUGGACUCACCGCAGUACCUACCGCCUGAACAUCACUCCAAGGAUUAUGGACAGUUCCAAGUAUCGUGUGGCAAAUGGUCCCGUGCCGAAUGGGGCGGUUCAGUACGUGUGCGCGUACGUCGCGGCGCACGAGCUCGUCACUUGUGGCACGUGCAGUACUCGCGCUGGCCGCAGCACGCGCCUAAUACUGAUGUCGCUGGCUUUAUUCAAUUCCUCUCCGAGCUAAAUGGGCUACGGUUAGCGUGCGAAGCAGAAUCGACUGCAGAUGCAGCUGUGACGUCACGCAACGCGCCUCUCGUGGUGACGUGCGCACGCGCCGCUGGACGCAGCGGAGUGGCACUUGCGUCAGAUUUAUUGCUACACGUGCUUGACACAAAUCAGGAAUUAGACAUAUCGAGAACGAUAAGCGUAUUGCACCAACAGCGUGCCAACCUCAUAGAGAACGUCCACCAAUACAGAUUCCUGCAUCAAGUACUCUUAAUGUAUCUCAAACAGUCUCGCCUCAUAUAAAACGUUUCAGAAAGCCAAGUAAGGGCGAAUUUGUUCAAAGGGCGCCGUCUAGUGAAUCUUCAUACCAUGUUUGUAUAGAUUAUCUGUUAAAUGUGGGCGCUUGUGCUGCUUGCAUUUUAUCUAAUUUAAAAUCAGUAUUUGUAUAAACAAAGAAAUUCUUUCUAUUUUGUAUAAAAUAAAAAUGAAUUUUCUAUUUAAUAAUCAAAUGAAAUUAUUACACAUUAUAAGUAUAUUUGCUCAUGAUUAAGCCAUAAUUGAUUAGGUCAUAUUGAAAAUAAUUUAGGACUGACAUGACGCUGCCAUCUUCGUCUAGUUUGUAUAUUUUUGUAAACCUAUAUGUGCUAUUUAAGUGAAACUCUUUCAUAAUUUUUCUAAUUAAAUUCACAUCUUGUAUACAGCCAUAUUUUAACUAACACUAGAACUUUAAUUUCAACUGAACACAAAAAAUCUACUCAAAAAGCUCACUAGAAUAUUUUAAGGGCUGCAAAGUAAAUUAGGUAGAUACAGGGUUUUAUAAUUUUACGUAUACGUGCGUUCUAUACCUAGGAACAUCCCUUUAGCCUCUAAGUGAAACUACGUGCCUUAAAUCGGAGAUUAUUCGCGAUCUGAUAUCGUCCUAUGUGCCUUUCUAAUUGUAUUAUUAAUAUUUAUAAACUGUGCAUCAUUUGAUUUUUAUUUAACAUUUAAAUAUAAUUAAAACUGUUUUUGUCAUUUGUAUGUAAUUUUUCGUAUUUUAGUUUGUGUUGUCGUGAGAAUCAUUUUUAUAUUUAGAUAUAUUAACCUAUCAGUAUUCCGAAAAAUAACUUAUUAAUUUAUAGUAUAGUUAACAUUGUAUAUUUCUUAUUAAUUUGUGUUCAAAUGUAUUUUUAUUAUCUAGUCCGAGGGCAGCUAACUGUUAAGGCCAUUGAAUUGAGCUUUCAGUUACCGUGAGGUGUCAUUAUUAUUUAUUUAACAAUUUCUAAAUAAAAUGAAUAGUGAUACAUUUUAAUAUACUACUGCACAAAUUUACUUACAACAAUAAAAGAUAGUAAAUGUAUGAAAGUCUACUCUAUUGAAGUGUUAAAUUUUUCAUAAAUUUCGUUACUAGUCAAUAAGAACUUCACAAAAAAUCCAUCUAAACAUUGCUAUAUGCAUUUACACAAACUGAA
Molecule: messenger RNA, 4893 nt
Organism: Pieris napi
Lineage: Eukaryota; Metazoa; Arthropoda; Insecta; Lepidoptera; Pieridae
Gene: Pez
Product: tyrosine-protein phosphatase non-receptor type 21
Exons: 10
Coding region: 299-3745 (1148 amino acids)
Biological process (GO): protein dephosphorylation
Cellular component (GO): cytoskeleton
Molecular function (GO): protein tyrosine phosphatase activity
Source: RefSeq, a predicted model, not a curated record